Messenger RNA from Symphalangus syndactylus (siamang), 4324 nucleotides. It is a transcript of the gene IFT70B, whose product is annotated as intraflagellar transport 70B. NCBI's taxonomy places the organism in Eukaryota, Metazoa, Chordata, Mammalia, Primates, Hylobatidae. Gene Ontology annotation, biological process: intraciliary transport. Gene Ontology annotation, molecular function: intraciliary transport particle B binding; protein binding. The record is from RefSeq and is a predicted model, not a curated record. Gene Ontology annotation, cellular component: axonemal microtubule; intraciliary transport particle B.
GCUGGAACGGUGCAUGCCGGGACGAGUAGAUUCCGUCUCUGAACGGCUCGGAGGAGUAGUCUUUCCCCUCCUGAAUGCCGCCACUCUGCAGUCCAGCGUAUUUGAAGAUCAAGCCGAAAUUGAGAGACUGACGAGAAUGGUCCCUUUUUAUUCCUAACAGAUUUGUUGCGACAAGGAAACCGGCAGUCUUCCGUUUCCGGUUGCUGUUGCCGUAGUAACCGCACGCAUAACAGCCGUGGUGGUUAUGGCGGGCCUCAGUUGCGCGCAGAUCCCCGACGGGGAGUUCACCGCGGUCGUGUACCGCCUCAUCCGCAAUGCACGCUACGCCGAGGCGGUGCAGCUGCUGGGCCGAGAGCUGCAGCGGAGCCCUAGGAGCCGUGCCGGCCUGUCGCUGCUAGGCUACUGCUACUACCGCCUGCAGGAGUUCGCGCUGGCGGCCGAGUGCUAUGAGCAGCUGGGCCAGCUGCACCCGGAACUGGAGCAGUACCGCCUGUACCAGGCCCAGGCCCUGUACAAGGCCUGCCUUUACCCGGAGGCCACUCGGGUCGCCUUCCUUCUCCUGGAUAACCCCGCCUACCACAGCCGGGUCCUCCGCCUACAAGCUGCCAUCAAGUACAGCGAGGGCGAUCUGCCAGGGUCCAGGAGCCUAGUAGAGCAGCUGCUGAGUGGGGAAGGGGGAGAGGAAAGUCGGGGCGAGAAUGAGACCGAUGGCCAGGUCAACCUGGGUUGUUUGCUCUACAAGGAGGGACACUAUGAAGCUGCAUGCUCCAAGUUUUCUGCCGCACUGCAGGCCUUGGGCUACCAGCCUGACCUUUCCUACAACCUGGCUUUGGCGUAUUACAACAGCCGACAGUAUGCUUCAGCACUGAAGCAUAUCGCUGAGAUUAUUGAGCAUGGCAUCCGCCAGCACCCUGAGCUAGGUGUGGGCAUGACCACUGACGGCUUUGAUGUUCGCAGUGUUGGCAACACCUUAGUCCUCCAUCAGACUGCUCUGGUGGAAGCCUUCAACCUUAAGGCAGCCAUAGAAUACCAACUGAGAAACUAUGAGGCAGCUCAAGAAGCCCUCACUGACAUGCCACCCAGGGCAGAGGAAGAGUUGGACCCUGUGACCCUACACAACCAGGCACUAAUGAACAUGGAUGCCAGGCCUACAGAAGGGUUUGAAAAGCUACAGUUUUUGCUCCAACAGAAUCCCUUUCCUCCAGAGACUUUUGGCAACCUGUUGCUGCUCUACUGUAAAUAUGAGUAUUUUGACCUAGCAGCAGAUGUCCUGGCAGAAAAUGCCCAUUUUAUUUAUAAGUUCCUCACACCCUAUCUCUAUGACUUCUUGGACGCUGUGAUCACUUGCCAGACAGCUCCUGAAGAGGCUUUCAUUAAGCUUGAUGGGCUAGCAGGGAUGCUGACUGAGGUCCUCCGGAAACUCACGGUACAAGUACAGGAAGCAAGACACAAUAGAGAUGAUGAAGCUAUCAAAAAGGCAGUGAAUGAGUAUGAUGAAACCAUGGAGAAAUAUAUUCCUGUGUUGAUGGCUCAGGCAAAAAUCUACUGGAAUCUUGAAAAUUAUCCAAUGGUGGAAAAGAUCUUCCGUAAAUCUGUGGAAUUCUGUAACGACCAUGAUGUGUGGAAGUUGAAUGUGGCUCAUGUUCUGUUCAUGCAGGAAAACAAAUACAAAGAAGCCAUUGGUUUCUAUGAACCCAUAGUCAAGAAGCAUUAUGAUAACAUCCUGAAUGUCAGUGCUAUUGUACUGGCUAAUCUCUGUGUUUCCUAUAUUAUGACAAGUCAAAAUGAAGAAGCAGAGGAGUUGAUGAGGAAGAUUGAAAAGGAAGAAGAGCAGCUCUCUUAUGAUGACCCGGAUAAGAAAAUGUACCAUCUCUGCAUUGUGAAUUUGGUGAUAGGAACUCUUUAUUGUGCCAAAGGAAAUUAUGACUUUGGUAUUUCUCGAGUUAUCAAAAGCUUGGAACCUUACAACAAAAAGCUGGGAACAGACACCUGGUAUUAUGCCAAAAGAUGCUUCCUGUCCUUGUUAGAAAACAUGUCAAAACACACAAUCAUGCUUUGUGAUAGUGUUAUUCAAGAAUGUAUCCAGUUUCUAGAACACUGUGAACUUCAUGGCAGAAACAUACCUGCUGUUAUUGAACAACCCCUGGAAGAAGAAAGAAUGCAUGUUGGAAAGAAUACAGUCACAUAUGAGUCUAGGCAGUUAAAAGCUUUGAUUUAUGAGAUUAUAGGAUGGAAUAUAUAGUAACAGCUGAUAAUGGCAUUUAUCAAAUGGCUUUGUUAUGUAAAUUUGCAUUGCUUUAUUUAACCUUUGGCAUCUUUAUAUUUGUUACAUGUUGAACUUUGUACACUUAUGCAUUAUAAAAAAAAAGUAGUUAAAACUUUUGCUGUUAAAUUUCCCAGAAAGUGAAAUAUUCCAAGAACUUUUACCCCAGGAGUUAUGAAAAAUUCCAAACUUAUGAGGAAUGUUUAUAUCAGAAGUUGUAAUAGGUUUGUUUCCUUUCCUCUGUUAUCUUUUGUGCUUUGACGCAUCUUGAGGGGCCUUUGCACAAGGAUUACAUCAUUCAGGGACCAAGCACUAUCUCAGUAAUAGUUAAGAGUAGUCUUUAAAUAAUCAUUUCAGGGAUUGUGUGUUCUAGUCUCACAAUUUACACUCAUUAAUUUGUAAUGCAUACUUUUUAUAUAGACCUUAGGAUAUUUUGGCAGUGUUUAUUAAUAUGGAUAUAAUGCUUUACCUAACCAAAAUUCCUUAGGUUAUAAGUGGGUUUUUUUUUUGUUUUUUUUUUUUUUUUUUUUGAGACGGAGUCUCCUUGUCGCCCAGGCUGGAGUGCAGUGGCGCAAUCUCGGCUCACUGCAAGCUCCGCCUCCCGGGUUCACGCCAUUCUCCUGCCUCAGCCUCUCCGAGUAGCUGGGACUACAGGUGCCCGCCACCACGCCCGGCUAAUUUUUUUUUUUUUUGUAUUUUUAGUAGAGACGGGGUUUCACCGUGGUCUCAAUCUCCUGACCUCGUGAUCCGCCCGCCUCGGCCUCCCAAAGUGCUGGGAUUACAAGUGUGAGCCACCGCGCCCGGCCAUAAGUGGGUUUUUUUUAACGUGCAAAAGUCAGUAAAAAAUGUUGUUGCCUUAACAAAAUUAUGGUGCUAUAAUGUAGAGACAAUGAAUGAUUAUCAAAGAACAAAUUUCUCUGGUUUUCUUUUGUUCCUUUUAAUAGUUUAAAUAUAUGAACAAGAUACACUGUUACUAUUUUCCAUGAUAACUUUUAAAAUAUCUAUCUCUGUGAGAAAUAACAGAGCUAUCCUGAGAACUCAGAGGUUUGUUUAAGAGACACAGGUUUUGUUAUGUUUGUUGCCCAGGCUAGUAUCCAGCUCCUAGGCUUAAGCACUCCCACUUCAGCUUCCCAAGUAGCUGGGACUACUGGCGCAAAUCACUGGGUCCAGUUCUCAGUUCUUAAUUCCUACCUUUGUGUUUGCAAUUUAGGACAUGCUGGGUGUACAGUGUUUCCAUGUUGUAGCCUCUUGGAUAAGGAAAAAUCUCAGCCACCAGGUCUGACCAGAAAGGUCAAUUCUAAGUUGUAAUGUUCAUGUCCGCAACUCCCAAAAGUUAUUUGGAGUUCCCACUGGGAACCACAUGCAUUCUGAUCAGGCAUUUUAUUUUCUGAACCUUACAAGAGGCUAUUUGAUUUCUCACUCCUCACUCCUCUCUUCCCACAAAAAGUAACUGUCAAUCCUAACUUGACCUGGCUUAGAAAAAUCAAGUGUAUUAAUUAGAUUGAAUCAUAUGAAGUUGUUGAUUUUGACAGUUUUUGAUGUACAAAACUAGCAGUUUCUCAUAGCUCAACCUAGUAGCUUUCUUCUGAAUGAUAGGGAACCUUUGCCAUAAUGAGAUGAUUUUUUCCUUCAAGGAAAAGGAACCACUUAGCCACAUAAGUACUGAUAAGAAACACACUCAGCAUAAUUCCUCUGUAGCAUGACCUCCCGAGUGCUCAAAUUGUAUUAUACCAGGAAAUUUGGCUUAUUGUGAAGUUCAAUGGUUUUGAAUUUAUGGCAUUUUAAAUCUUAAUUAUCUGAGCUGCUAUCAUUUACUACUGAUGCUUUAGUCUCACAUGUGGAGGACAAGCAAUGUUUAGUGACCUCUUCACUGCAUCCCAUAGCACAUUCAAUGUCUGGGAAAUGUUCUUUGUUUAACAACUUCUGUACUAAAAAUGUUGCUGCAGUAGCUUUGUGCCCCUGUCAAUCUUGGUAGCCCCUUAAGAUUUAGAAAGUAAAUGAACUGAAAUCUUGUUUUCAAUGGCCAUAUUAAAAUUCUGUUUUUUUCCUGUUUCUUUUAAA